Fukomys damarensis (Damara mole-rat) is the source of this 2417-nucleotide messenger RNA. It is a transcript of the gene Lmntd2, whose product is annotated as lamin tail domain containing 2. The record is from RefSeq and is a predicted model, not a curated record. Gene Ontology annotation, molecular function: structural constituent of chromatin. Gene Ontology annotation, cellular component: lamin filament. The transcript has 13 exons. Bases 277 to 2364 code for a protein of 695 amino acids. Lineage: Eukaryota; Metazoa; Chordata; Mammalia; Rodentia; Bathyergidae. Gene Ontology annotation, biological process: chromatin organization.
UGUGGUAAGGCCUUAAAUUGGGGGGACAUGAGUAAGGAUCACAGGCAAAGAGCCAGCAUCUCUGGACCUUGCCCUCGGCUGAGCGCAGAGGGCAUAAAGAAGACAUCAGGGGGCUGGGGAUUUAGCUCAGAGGUGCCUGCCUCCCAAGCGCAAGGUCCUGGUACCCCCAAAAAAGAAGACAUCAGGGGAAGUAGACACACUGGGGACACCUGUGUGGCUGGCAGUCCCAUUCCCUAGCCAUCUCCUUGGGCUUCCUCAGAGAGGAAGGACCUGGCCAUGCUGCCUGGUUCUCUAACACAUAAGGAGAACCCAAUGGCAGACUGGGCCCUGCUGCCCCUUAGCUUCCCAUCUACUUCUAGUAUGGCCCCCGAGCCUGGCCAGGAGUCUGAAGAGGAGCAGGUGCCACUAGCCCUGGCAGGAAGGGAGCCAGUUGGCAAUGACUCUGGACCUCCAGCCACCAUAUCUACAGACACCAUGGCUUCCUCAUGCUCUCGAAACACCAGGCCACCCUCCACAGGGGUGGGCUCCAUCAGCACAAAGUUGGCCCUGGAAGCCCUGGACCCCUGUACCCUACGAUUGCUGUGGGAGCAGCGAGAACUAGAGAUCCAGGCCCUGCGGUGGGCCAUCUGGCAGGGCCAGGAUGCCCGGCAGCAGCACAUCCUACAGGAGGUGGCAGGACUCCCACCUGAGAGGAGCUCCCACAGCCAGGACACAGUCCUGCAGAACCAGGUCCAGAAGCUGACUCUGGAGCUGAGAGCAAAGAAGGAGCAAGCCCAGCUGGAGAGGGAGUGCUUGGAGGCUCAGCUGGCGCAGACCAUGGACAAGCUGCAGCAACUGGAGGCUGAGCUGCAGGCCUUCCAGAAGUCCUGCCUCUUGCAUUUAGCCCAGUCCUCCUGGGUGGGCCGCAUCCUGCGAUCACAGACAGGCAGUGUGGAGGUGAUCACCGCAGAGACUCUAAUGGAGCCUGGGGACUUCUCUGAGGAUGAACAGAAACCCACUACUGGGGAGGGCUUCCGGCUGGAGGAUGUGGAUUGGAACAGCAUUGCUCAGCGGUACCCCAACCUCCUCACCAGCAUCCAUUCCAGCUCAGAGCAAAAGCAGCCCCAGCUGCCCUCAGGGCUGGACUCACCAGGCUCACCUGGCAAGCUUGUGGGGAAGCAGCACAAGAGCCUGGAGUGGAGCACUCUGUCCUGCAUGGGCACCAGCAGCUUGGGAGUUGCUGAGUCCGACUCCAGCAGCUGCCAGCUGGUUCUGCAUUCCCGGGUGCAGAAGGUGAUAGGGCACCCGCCACCAGCUGCAGACACUGUCUCUUCUGAGCAGAUGGAGGUGUUGGCAAAGAGCUUCAGUGGAGACUCUGAAGGGCUGCCUUCCCCAGAUCUCCGGAAAUGCAGUUCCCACCAGUUCGGCCAGAUCUCAAUGGAGCUGGGGGCGGCCGAGCAUGCACCGAGCCGGGCCUGUGGCAGUGGCAGCCUGCGGAUCGUGGCUGUGAGUCGCAGGGAGAAGUUCGUGCGCAUCCUCAACUGCUCCUCACAGGACACUGCGGACCUGGGUGGCUUGGUGCUGCAGCAGUGGGUGUGUGACUGCCCGGUGCGCAUGUUCCGCUUCCCUCGCGGCACAGUGCUGGAGCCAAGGCACCACCUCACGGUGUGGGGAGAAGGCACCGGCGGCGUCCAGCAGCAGCUGCCCUUGUGCUCCAGUCAGGACCCCCUCCAAUUCCACAUUGGCUGGGGCUGCGUGACGCUUCUCCUGGACACCGAGGGCCAGGUCCUCAGUGAGUACCAGGAGCCACUCCGCGUGACCUCAGGCUCCAGAAUCUUCACUGACAACACCGACUGGUCCAUUGACUGCUUCCCACUUCCCGAGGCUGGGGCCAGACCCAACCUGGGGGAGCUCCAGCGCAGACCUCGGCCCCCGAGGCAGGGCCGGGUACAGGAGGCCCGGGCUGGGCGCCGAAGGCAGGGGACACAGCGCCUCAUGCCUCUCCUGAGUCCCCGGAAGCCUGCCCACCUGCGGGAGGUGCCAGAGCAGCCUGAGGGUGCCAAGCUCGUCAUGCCAGAGCCUCUGCCUACCAUCCCUGAGGCGGCGCGGAAACUGGAGCCCUGCAUGGGCGGGAAGAAGCACAGCAAGGAGCGCAGUGUCUGCGUGAGUGCGCACCCUGACUCUAACCCUAACCUGCCCUACCUGCCCAAGGUGCAGCCAGCCCCUGUGCUCAGGCCUCAACCCCCCAAGGUGUGCCGGAGAGGCGUGGACCUGGGCUGCCCCAUGGUAGCCCUGUCGGUGCAGAGCACAGCAGAGAGCAGGUUCGGCUUCCGCUUCCUCUGCUGCCCACCCAUCACUGCGGACUUGAGCCUAUGGCGGGUGUAGACCAUGCAGGGAUCCAGCUGCAUCAUUUAUUGACCAAUGAGACUUACAAAGUA